Messenger RNA from Arabidopsis arenosa, 1937 nucleotides. The record is from the annotation of a GenBank genome assembly. NCBI's taxonomy places the organism in Eukaryota, Viridiplantae, Streptophyta, Magnoliopsida, Brassicales, Brassicaceae.
GAAACUGACAGAAAAUGAAAAGUCUAUUUUUGAUAUUGGCUAUGAUUGAGAUCUUCUCCAUUAUACACCGUGUUCAACCACAGAAUCAAGACGGAUUCAUCACUUUGGAUUGUGGCAUGCCCUUUGAAGAAUCCCCUUAUACUGAUCCAGAUAGUGGAUUAGUAUUCACAUCAGAUUCGACCCUCAUCCAGACGGGAAAGAGCGGCAGAGUCGAUAAAGCUUUUGACAAAUUACACAUAAAACCAUAUCUGGUUAUGAGAUACUUUCCAGAAGGACUACGAAACUGUUACACUUUCAAUGUCACGCGUGACACAACUUAUCUAAUUGGAGCCAUGUUCUUUUAUGGAAACUACGAUGGUACUAAUACUUACCCGAACUUCGAUCUCUAUCUUGGUCCUAAUAGGUGGGAGACAAUCGAUUUGGAUAAAUAUAAAAACGGUACAUGGGUUGGUAUGAUCCACAUACCACGAUCAAGUUCUUUGGAUAUGUGUCUUGUCAAGACAGGGACAUCAUUUCCAUUGAUAUCAGCCAUUGAAAUACGCCCAUUUGGAAACAAUACAUAUGGCCCUCGUCCUGGUUCGCUGAGUACUUUACGGUAUUUUUUCAACGAUUCAUCUAGCAAUAUCAGGUAUCCGCAUGAUCUACAUGAUCGUAUUUGGUCUCCAUACGAUCAAGAAUAUGAAGAAUGGCGUGUAAUAAACACAACCCUCAGUAUAAGCAAUCCCGGAAUCUAUGAAACACCAAAACCUGUACUAGCGACAGCAGCAACCCCUUUGAAUGACAGUUUGCCAUUAUAUAUCUACUGGUCAACUAUACCCCCCACUGCUGCAGUUUACGUAUACAUUCACUUUGCCGAGAUACAAGUCUUACAAGCCAACGAAACCAGGGAAUUCGACAUUUACUUCAACGGAAACUCUAACUAUUCAGCUUUUAGUCCGCCCAAGUUAGAGCAACGUACUAUAACCUUUUCAGCAGUACAAUGCCCUGAAGGGUUCUGCUCAUUGCGGCUAGAAAGAACGAAGAAAUCAACUCUUCCACCUCUGAUCAACGCUAUUGAGGCUUUCAGUAUCAUUGAGUUUCCAUUUGCGGAAACUAACCAAAGUGAUGUUGCGGUAAUCAAGAAUAUCAAAGACACUUAUAGGCUAACUAAAAUCAGUUGGCAAGGCGAUCCAUGUGUUCCACCAGACGUUUCCUGGGAACAUCUAAAAUGCACGUACAAAGAAAAUUCCAGUCCACCAAGAGUAACGUCCUUGAACUUGUCAUCACAGGGAUUGACCGGGAGCAUAGUACCAAGUAUACAAAAUCUGACACAACUUCAAGAAUUGGACUUGUCUAAUAACACCUUGACCGGAGAAGUGCCUAUAUAUCUUGCGAAGAUGAAAUCAUUGUUGGUCAUCCUUGAAGGGAAUCCAGACCUAUGCAGCAUUAGUUCGUGCAUUGAAAAGGAAAAAAAGAAAUUCCUAGUACCGAUUGUUGCAUCAAUAGCUUCUUUACUUGUUAUCAUAGUCGUCCCGCUUCUCAUUUUCGUGCUCCGGAAGAAAAAGGUUUCUUCAGAUAAGACACCCACAAAAAGUGGACCAGUAGAAGAUGGUGGAGAUUCUUAUGAAUCAGAACCUUCAUUUCUCACGAAAAACAGAAGGUUUACUUAUGAUGAGGUUACAACCAUGACAAAUAACUUUGAACGGGUUCUUGGGGAAGGAGGUUUUGGCGUUGUUUAUCAUGGUCUUUUAAAUGGUGCCGAACAAAUAGCUGUUAAAGUCCUCUCCCAAUCAUCGGCUCAAGGCUACAAGCAAUUCAAGGCAGAGGGAAAUGGAGUGGAUCUGUCUUGAGCUGGAAAACUAGACUAAUAAUAGCUGUGGAUUCCGCACAAGGUACAUUUUAAACUAUUCUUAAUCAUUCAUUUAUCUUUGCCUUAUGAAUAAGCAUUAUAAUAUUGG